Molecule: messenger RNA, 2268 nt
Organism: Stylonychia lemnae
Lineage: Eukaryota; Ciliophora; Spirotrichea; Sporadotrichida; Oxytrichidae
Source: the annotation of a GenBank genome assembly
AUGCUUAUGUUUAUAGAUGGAUUAAUUUUACUUGGACUGAUUACAUUAGACAUUUUAGUGGCCCUCCAUUUCUUGAUAGCUAUUAUGAUUGAGAAUUCAGCUGAUGAUGAUCCAUCCUUCAAAGAAAAAAUGUGUCUAUUUGAUGGAUAUCUGACAGCUUACUGCUUGUCAACAAUAGUUGCUUAUUCAAUAUGUCUGGCUCAUUGCGUACUUGAGAUGAUUUCAGAUUUUCAAUACAAUAAAAAAUUCACUUCAGGGUUUAAGUAUCAUUUGAUUGCAAAUCUAACAGGGACUACAUUUUGCAUUCUUACAGCUAUAUUUGAUGAUGCAGGUUAAGGUGUAAUGGGUACAUGCGCUAUGGAAUAUGGAAGUUUUAUACAAAUACAUAGAAUGAUGUCAACUAAAAUUUCAUCAGUGUUAUUUUGCUGCAGAAAAAUACCUUCUGAAUUCUAUGAGCAAUCUGAGUCUGAAGAUUACAAAACAAAUGUCAGUGAAAGUGUAAAUUCUACCAUCACCUAAUCUAUGGUCAAAGUCUAAAUUGACGAACAGUAGAUAGUUUUUUAUAGAAGUAGCAAUAGGACAUAGACAUUAUUUGGAGGUGAAAUUCAAAGGCACAUCUCCUAAAACCUAUUAGAUCAGCUAAACUCUCCAUAAUAAUCAAAUGCUCGAAUUAAUAAACCACUCUUUGUGUAUAUUUAAGAAGAGAAUUCUAUUAAAAAUCUAAGAAAAAUGUUCUCAGCUAUUAGCUAUCACUUCAAGCUGAAGGCGAAUUAAAAAAAUAAUAAUAAUCAAGGCUCAUAGAGUCCAGGCAGCCAUUUCGGUGUUAAUAAAAGUACAGCUAGUAUGACUUAUAAUGAAGGCGGUUCGAUAAAAUUUUCUGAGUACGAGUAAAAAAAAUUUGAUAAGAUAAGGAGGAUUUCUAAUAUUUAAGAGUCUGACAUCAUUAAAAGCUUUAAUAAUUCGUUGAACCAUAAAAUCUUCAAGAAAAACAUGAAUAAGCAGCAAGCAGGUAAGAGUGGGAAGCACAUCAUAAUGACUCAUGAUAAAAGAUUCCUAGUUAAGGAAAUAGAUAGUUAUGAAAAAGACACUAUGAUAAAGUUCUCUGAGUAUUAUGCUGAGUAUUUAGAAGGAAAUGAAAAGAGUUUAUUAGCUAGAAUAUAUGGUCUUUUUUCACUUAAACUUCCCUAAAUAAGCAAAGUAUACUUUGUCAUCAUGCAGAAUUUGGAUUUCUAUUCAGACUCAAAAGUACUGUUCAGAUAUGACCUAAAAUUUUCCGAUAUAAAUCGAAAAAGAGUAGAAACUGUUUAGGAUCUUAUGUUUAUCAAAGAAUACCUUGUUAGGAAAGACUCAAACUUCUAAGACAUUCUAACUAAUCAAACUGUAUAAUUAAGAAACACAACUUUAUUGCGAUCUGAGGCAGGCUCAAUGACAAAGGAUAGAAUCGGAUCAACUCAGGAUGGGAUCUUUGAGAAACUUGAAAAAUUACCUUCUAAACUGUUCAAUGGUUUGAAGAUAGAUGAAUAUCUAAGUGGAAAGAAUAAUAGAGAAUCCUUAAUAAGCAGCUAAAAAAGUGAAGGACAAGUUAUUUCAGCAAACCAUACAAAAAUCAAGAGUAAUUUAGCAAUUAGCAAUGAUCUGACACACUCUGAAUUGUAGCAAAACGAAGAGCAUAAAAGACAAAGCAUGAAGGUUGAUAGAGAAGUAUUUAAGAACCUGAAACUCCUUAAAGAUAUAGACUUUUAAAAUUUGCAUGAUGUGAUUGAAAUAGACAAUCAGCACUCUGAAGAAUUAAUGGAUUUCUUUGAGCAAGUAAAGAAGGAUACCUCUCUGUUAAGAGCCUUUAAUCUGAUGGACUACUCCCUGCUUCUGGUCAUAAUAAGAGCAGAUAGUGUAAGUGAAAGAGACAAAAGACUUAAGUGGAAUCCGUACUUCUUCAAGACAAAGAAUCAAAGCUUUCUUAUUACAAUGGGCAUUAUAGACUAUUUGCAGAUAUAUGAUCUGAGUAGAACGAUUCAAGGCAAGGCACAGAGAAUUAUAUCGUAACUCAGAAAUAAGCAAAAUUAGCAAGUCUCCUGUGUGAAUCCUCUUGAGUAUUUCAGCAGAUUCAAUUAAGGCCUUACCAAAAUAUUCUCUGUAGGUAAAGAUCAAGACUUAAAUGAAAUGGAUGAGAAGGAUGAGUUUUAAAUACCUGAAACAGGUUCUCCCAACAAAGUUACUCGGACAAGCUAUGAAAUUCAUUAAGACUAGGAUCAGAUCAUGUUUAUUUGA